CUCUGGGGUGGGGACUGAUGAGCUGCCCUGGGCUGGGCUGUGGGGAGAGACGAGCGUCCCCUCUGCUCCUCCAGCCCGCAGCCAGGGGAGGGAUGGCCCUGGAAAACUGAACUCCUGGGGAAAACACAGCUCACGGGAAAGGGGGUCCUGGAAAAUUUCUAAGUGCUGCUGCUUUGCCCAGCCACUUUGGCUGGGAGCCUCCCACGUGCCUCUGCUCCCCUUGUGAGAGGAGGAGGAUUCUGUGAAAACUCGUGGCAGGAUGAGGAGCUGGCACCACAGGGACCAUCUGCCAGAUCUGCUGCAGCAUCUCUGGUGUAACAGAGCUUGCCUGGCCAGCACCCAUCAGCUGCUCAGCACUGUGUGAGGAGCUGUGAAUGCAUGGGAACAUGGGGGUUUACAGACAGUUGGGCUAUUUUAAUUUUUUAAGUUACUUUAAAAAGAAAAAGAAAACAGCCAAAAACCAAAUACAUGGCAGGGUGGGUUUUUUUUGGGAACUCUGCAAAAAAUUCAGCGUCUGUGAGAGGCGGCAGUGUGGAAUGCAGUGUUAGGCAGGGGACAGCAGUACAGUGGGGCCAGGUGAGCAAUCUCCCUGUGAAACUUCCUUCUCCCAGAAUCUUUCCCACAUGGUCCCGAGCACCCUCCGGAUCUGCCUUCCCUCCCGUUACACAGGCGCUGCCUGCUCCUGCCUUUCCUCCUUCCUCAUGCAUGGGUGAUGCACAGGGCAGUGUGUGUGACAAGAUAGCAAUUCUGCAAGAUUCCCACACCUCUCUCUCCCCAUCUUUGGCUCUGUGUCCCAGCCCUGUGCGUGACAGGGCAGCUCAUAAGGAAACAGGAUGGGAUAUACUGCCCUGACACCCUCUGGCUGCACCCAGCCCUGAGUGCUGCAGUGUGAGAGGCUCCCGGGACAGGGUCUCUCAUGAGGCUGUGACUUUCCCCUGCAGGCAGCCUGGCUGGGCAUCAACAUCUUCCUCUUCACCUACUACUUUCUGUUCUUUGACCGGGAUGAGCAGUAUUUCUACACCAGAGCCAUCCUUGGGUUCCCAGCCCAGCAUCACUCAGUCCCAGCUCAGCACUGAACUGACCCAGUCCUGGCACAGCACGACAGGACAGUGGUGCUCACCUCUCUUCUCUGCAGUCUGCCUUGGCGUGGGCUCGAGCAUCAGCCAAGUGCCUCAACUUCAACAGCAUGCUGGUCCUGCUGCCCGUCUGCCGCAACCUGCUCUCCUUCCUCCGCGGGACCUGCUCUUGCUGCCGGCGGACGUUGCGGAAGCAGCUGGACCACAACCUCACCUUCCACAAGCUGGUGGCCUACACGCUGGCCCUGCUCACAGCUGUGCACACCAUCGCCCACCUCUUCAACCUGGAGCGCUACAACCAGAGCCAGCAGGCCACCGAUGGCAGCCUCCCCGCUGUCCUCUCCAAAAUGCACCUACAGGGCAGCAAGUGGCUGAACCCCAUCCACUCCAACCAGACAACCGUCGAGUAUGUGGCUUUCACAACCAUCCCGGGACUGACGGGGGUGAUCAUCACGCUGGCACUCAUCCUCAUGGUCACAUCCUCCACCGAGUUCAUCCGCAGGAACUACUUUGAGCUCUUCUGGUACACACACCACCUCUUCCUCGUCUACUUCGCUGGCCUCGUCAUCCACGGCAUCGCUGGGCUGGUGCGUGGGCAGACGGAGCAGAGCAUGGCAGAGGUGCACCCCUACCACUGCUCCGAGUACCUCGCCCUGCGGGACCAGAACUGCACCCACAACUGCUGCAAAGACCCUGAGUUCGGGAGCAUCCCUGCCGAGUCCUGGAAGUGGGUUCUUGCCCCCAUCAUCCUCUAUGUUUUUGAGCGGAUCCUGCGGGUCUGGCGUGCACAGCAGAAGGUGGUUGUCACCAAGGUGGUCAUGCACCCUGCCCGCGUGCUGGAGCUGCAGAUGCAGAAGAAGGGCUUUUGCAUGGAGGUGGGGCAGUACAUUUUCAUCAACUGCCCCUCCAUCUCCCCGCUGGAGUGGCACCCCUUCACCCUCACCUCUGCACCCGAGGAGGAUUUCUUCUCCAUCCACAUCCGGGCAGCUGGUGACUGGACAGAGCGUCUCAUUGACACCUUCCAAUUGGAAAUACCCAGGAUCGAGGUGGAUGGUCCCUUUGGCACGGCCAGCGAAGACGUGUUCCAGUACGAGGUGGCCAUGCUGGUUGGAGCGGGCAUCGGUGUCACCCCCUUCGCCUCCAUCCUCAAGUCCAUCUGGUACAAGUUCCAGCAGGCUGACCAGACCCUCAAGACCAAGAAGAUCUACUUCUACUGGCUCUGCCGGGACACGGGAGCCUUUGCCUGGUUCAACGACCUGCUUGCCUCCCUGGAGCAGAAGAUGGCCGAGUCGGGCAAGGCAGACUUCCUCACCUACCGUCUCUUCCUCACAGGCUGGGACACCAGCAUUGCCAACAACGUGGCGCUCCACUUCGACACCGCUACGGACACAGUGACAGGGCUGAGGCACAAAACCAUCUUCGGGCGGCCCAUGUGGAACAUGGAGUUUGCAGCGGUGGCUGCAGCCCACCCCAGGUCAGUGGUCGGUGUGUUCCUUUGUGGGCCAGAGGCCCUGGCAAAGAGCCUGCAGAAGUCUUGUCACCAGCACUCCAGCCUGGACCCCAGGAAGGUCAAAUUCUACUUCAACAAGGAAAACUUUUAAGUGGCAGCGAGGCUGGUGCCCCAGCGGGCAGGGACCCUGAUUGCCUCUUCCAAAGCAAGGCCAGGGAUGAGCAUCUGUGCACGCACUGAAGGCAGGCAGGACACAGCAAGGUACUGCGUCUCCAUGAGAAACUCCAGGUUCAAAGACUGCUGUCCACCUGUCCUGGUGUACAAGGGGUCCUCAUGGAGCAAGUGGGCCUGGAGCUCCUGGCAGCCCCCUCACUGGGAAACCACUCGUUCUGAGAUGCUGCUGGAGCAGUGGGAAGCAGUGGGAGCCCAGCAGGUUGGGCAGAACCACGGGAUGGGGAUGGGACGUGGGCAUCCACGCAGGUGUCAGGGGCCAAACAUGCCUCAGAGCCUAAACAGUCUUUUGUAUAAGAAUAAAUU
Poecile atricapillus (Black-capped chickadee) is the source of this 3063-nucleotide messenger RNA. It is a transcript of the gene NOX1, whose product is annotated as NADPH oxidase 1. NCBI's taxonomy places the organism in Eukaryota, Metazoa, Chordata, Aves, Passeriformes, Paridae. The record is from RefSeq and is a predicted model, not a curated record. The transcript is spliced from 12 exons. Gene Ontology annotation, cellular component: NADPH oxidase complex; plasma membrane. Gene Ontology annotation, biological process: superoxide anion generation; defense response. Bases 1187 to 2677 code for a protein of 496 amino acids. Gene Ontology annotation, molecular function: superoxide-generating NAD(P)H oxidase activity.